AUGCAUCUUCAACCACCUUCCGGGUCUGGAACUCCAGUACCUGACAGCAAACCGAUGGAGGAGGAGAAGGAAGCGAUUGUGGGCGAUGUUCCAAAGCGCAUGGCCAUCAUCGGCAUGUCCUGUCGUCUCCCGGGACAAGUAUCCACGGCCGAUGAUCUGUGGGGAUUGUGCUCCAGAGCUAAAAGCACCUGGUCAGAGGUGCCAAAGGCCCGAUUUAACGCUGACGCAUUCCAUCAUCCGAAUCCUGAUCGACCCGGCUCAUACAACGCGCGAGGCGCACAUUUCCUGAAGGAAGACGUUGGAUUAUUCGAUGCCCCAUUUUUCAAUAUCACCCUCCAGGAAGCAGUCUCUCUCGACCCGCAACAGCGUAUUAUCCUUGAAUGCACGUACGAAGCGCUCGAAAAUGCAGGUAUAUCGGCAACUUCGAUCGCCAGCACGAAUGUGGGUGUGUUUGCAGGCGCAUCUUUCCCGGAUUAUGAAUCAAACAACUCUAUGGAUAUCGACUCAAUUCCGAUGUAUUCGGGAACCGGGUGUGCCGCAGCUUUACAGUCCAACCGCAUCUCAUAUUACUUCAACCUGAAUGGUCCCAGCUUGACUAUCGACACUGCCUGCUCGUCGAGUUUGGUCGCCUUACAUUUGGCCAGUCAAAGUAUUCGAAAUGGAGAGUGCACCAUCGCAAUUGUGACAGGUUGUCAUUUAAAUUUGCUCCCACAGGCAUUUGUCACUAUGAGUCGCCAGAGAUUACUUGCCGAAUCGGGAAGGUCAUAUGCGUUUGACGAUAGAGCAACUGGAUUUGGACGGGGAGAAGGUGCAGGCUGUAUUAUAUUGAAAUCUUUGGAGGAUGCUGAAGCUGCCGGCGACGCCAUCCGUUCGGUCAUUGUGAACAGUGGUACCAACCAAGAUGGCCGUACCAGGGGCAUUACCAUGCCAAGCAGUGAGGCACAAGAGAAAUUGAUGCGUGACGUUUACAAAGCAGCACGGAUUGAUCCUUUUUUGACCGGAUAUGUGGAAGCACACGGAACUGGCACCAAAGUCGGAGACCCUCUCGAAGCCAAGGCAUUGAAUGCUGUGUUUGGAGCAGGGCGUACACCAAAGCAACCCUUGUUUAUCGGCUCCCUCAAGUCUAACGUCGGCCAUUUGGAAGGGGCAAGCGGUAUAGUUUCGGUGAUCAAGACCACGUUGAUGCUAGAACGUGGCUUCGUGCUCCCGAAUGCCAAUUUCGAAAAGCCAAACGAGGAGAUUCCCAUGGAUAAGUGGAACAUGAAGGUUCCCAAGAAGCUUGUUCCUUGGCCGAGAGGCAAGACCUACGCUAGCGUGAACAACUUUGGCUUUGGCGGGUCCAAUGCCCAUGUUAUUCUCGAACGCGGCCCGGUGAAUGGAGGGGAAGGAGCUACAAAUGAAGAUCCAUUGACUCGGAGGGUAUAUGUGGUGUCUGGCUAUGACAAACAAGCGGCGGCGAAGCUGAGUGUUGAGAUUAUCUCAUAUUUGCACCGCCACCCUCCGGUUUUCACAGACAGCUUGAUGGAUAAUGUUGCCUAUACACUAGGCCAGCGCCGAACUCAUUUGAGCUGGCGCAUUGCUGUCUCUGCCUCCGUGCAUACAGAGCUGAUUGAGGCCUUGGCGAGUACCAAGGAACCCACACGUUCCACCGGGGAGCCUACAAUUGGGUUUGUGUUUACUGGCCAAGGUGCGCAGUGGCAUGGCAUGGGCAAAGAGCUUAUCAAGAGGUACCCGGUCUUCCGAAAGGCUAUGACAGAGUUUGAUGCCUGCCUGAAAGCUCUUGGAGCUACGUUCUCCAUCAUUGAUGAACUCCAAUUGGAGGAUGCAAAUGCAAGCUCAAUUUCUGCAGCAUAUAUGAGUCAGCCAGCUUGCACUGCGGUCCAAUUGGGCCUUGUCGAUUUGUUAUCGUCCUGGGGAAUCCAUCCCAAGGCAGUCGUGGGUCACUCCAGUGGUGAAAUCGCCGCUGCCUACGCCGCGCAGAUCUUGACGUUGGAAGAAUGUGUACGUAUUGCAUACAGUCGAGGCGUUGCGGCGGAUAUAGUCGCAAAAGAUACGACCAUUCAGGGCGCCAUGUUGGCGGUUGGAGCGAAUGCAGGAGAGAUCCAACAGAUUCUGGAUGCAAUGCGAGGGCAGCGGGCUGUCAUCGCCUGUGUCAACAGUGACUCGAGUGUUACUUUGUCAGGUGACAGAGAUGUCAUUACUGAUCUGCAGAAUGCUCUCGAUAAAGAAGGAAUCUUUACUCGCAAGUUACAUGUCGAUGUUGCGUACCAUUCUCAUCACAUGCAAAAGGUUUCGCAGCAAUAUCGCUCUUUACUUGGAAAGAUUGCACCUCGCCUGUCCAGCAUUCCAUUCCACUCAACUGUCCAUGGCAAACUAGUCCCUGGAACCACAUUGGAUGCUUCUUACUGGGUAGACAAUUUGGUUUCCCGGGUUGAUUUUGUGAAGGGAGUCCAGAGUCUUCUAACAUCAACUGAUUUGACCGGUAAAAUCGAUACUCUCAUUGAAGUCGGUCCGCACCCUGCUCUCCAGAACCCUGUGAAGGACAUCGUCAAGUUACACGACGCAAAGCGCACGAUGCACUUUGCACAUACCCUCCAGCGAAAGAUGGAUGGUAUCGAAGCGGUUCAGCAACUCGCAGUUGCAAUGUUCAACCGGGGCAUGAAUCUGAACUUUGAGGCCAUCAACUUUCCCAACACAUCAACAAGACAGCGUCAAGUCCUGACAAACCUUCCAACUUACCCCUGGAAUCAUGGCGAGAAGUACUGGUUUACCUCGCGAGUGGCGAAAAAUAUCCUUCACAAUCCAUUUCAACGGCAUGAUAUUCUUGGCUCGAUCACCAGGGACAACAUCGAUCUUGAGCCUCGAUGGAGGAACAUCAUUCGCGCAGACGAUCAUCCAUGGAUCAAACAACACAGAGUUCAGGGCAAUAAUAUUUACCCCAUGACUGGAUUUUUGGCAAUGGCAAUGGAGGCCAUUUCGCAACAGGCACAACUGCAUCACUUAGUGCCCGGGAAGAUCGAACUUCGGGACAUUUCCAUCACCCGCAUGCUUAUGAUCCCGGACAACGCGUCCGUGGAAACGAUGUUUACUCUGAGACCAUCUCGGGCGGAUUCUGGAAAGUCAGUGCUCGACUGGCAUGAGUUUAAGGUCUUUUCCUGGGCCGAGAGUCGGGGAUGGGACCAACAUUGCAGUGGUCUGGUUAUGGUCCAUGAAAAGAAGGACACAAACCCAGUGAACGGUUCUCGUCAAGAAAGUGUCAUGGAGCGAGAUCUUAGGCGGAUGGCAGCGGAACUACAAGCCGCCUGCACCAAGCCAAUCGAUUCAAAGGUUCUUUAUGAAGAUAUCAGCAACGCCCGUGUUCAAUAUGGUUCGCUAUUCCAAGGCCUGUCCAACAUUUUUGUUAGCCCAAAACAUCAAGCAGUGGCUAGCUUCCAAGUUCCAGAUACAAAGUCCUGCAUGCCUAACGGAUGUGAGACUGAUUGCAUUGCUCAUCCAGCGACUAUCGAUCUUUGCUGUCAGUUGAUGUGGGUUAUGACAGGCUAUGGCCAACCAGGCCAGAAGCAAACCUACGUUCCCUCUCACCUCGACCGUGUCACGCUAAGUUUAGAUCAUAAGCUUAGCGCUGGUACUUCCUUGCAGCUUUUCGGAUCUCGUUCAGGAAUGGAAUCUGUCAGCAUGCCGGAGAGCAACCGCAUUGUUGCUUCCAGUGCAAGCAAUGCCAAUGACGUUGUUAUGGAGCUAAAUGGAAUGACCCUCUUAUCUAUCUCCGAUGACACUGUGGGAAGCAAGGAUAAUGCUCCGGACUCUAUGUGCUAUAAGAUACACUGGGAGCCUUGCUUUGAGUUCCUCUCGGCUGAGGGGUAUCAACGGCUGCCUCGCGGCCAAGUUGGUGAUGGUAAGGGAGGACAGAGAACGCAACGUUUGCAAGAAACGUCAGUUCAUUGGCUUCGGGAGGUGAUCAAAGCUGUCCCCGAAGAAGAGUUUUCCACCCUCCAAAACCACCACCAGAAGUUUUAUCGCUGGGCCCAGAAGACAUGUCAAGAGACUCCUAUUUGUGAGAUGUCACCUGAGGCUAUCGAGGAAGUGCGAAACUCCAAUGGUGCCGGAAGGCUGACAUGUUAUGUUGGCGAGCGCCUUCCUGAUAUUCUUCGCGGAAAGCUCGACGCGCUCACCCUUAUGCUCGAGGAUGACCUCCUUGAAGAGAAUUACAAAGACCUAGACAAUCUACGGGAAUCUUAUGCUCAUGCAGCAGUCUGCAUUGACAAAAUGGCCCAUCAGAACCCAAAUAUGAACAUUCUUGAGAUCGGUGCUGGAACUGGAGGUGCUACUUUACCCAUCUUGGAAAGUCUAGGUGGCCGUGAGCCAGGAUCUACGCCAAGAUUCGGCAAUUACACUUAUACAGAUAUCUCACCGGGAUUUUUUGAAAAGGCCAAGAGCAAGUUUGAAGCCUGGAGCCAUCUCAUCACCUACCAAACUCUCGAUGUUUCAACCGACCCUAUGGCUCAAGGAUGCAAGCCCGAUACUUACGACCUGGUAAUCGCCUGCAAUGUUUUACAUGCGACUUCCAACAUUAAUGAGACCAUGGCAAACAUUCGGUCCGUCAUGAAGCCUGGUGGCAAGAUCUUACUGAUUGAAGAGACAACCACCUCAGCCGUGCACUUCCCAUUUGCUCUCCUCACCGGGUGGUGGCUUGCCAACGACAAGAUCCGGCAGAAUGGACCGCUUCUUACUGAGGAGGGAUGGUCUAAUGUCAUGAAAGCAAAUGAUUUUACUGGCGUCGAGCUUUCUGUGCAAGCAUACCCAGGCGCCUCCUAUCAGAGCGGGUCCGUCAUGGUGUCGACAGCGAACGUUGUGCAAACAGGCCCUACAAACCCUGGAGAGAUUGUCAUCAUAGGUGGUGAUUCUAUCGGCAGUGUCUCAUCAUUGAGUCUUGAAGCUGGCUUGAAAGAGAUGACGAAUGUGGUGCCAACGAGUGCCACAGAUUUGAGCGCAGCUGAUGUAACUGAUAAAUGGUGCAUCUUCUUGGGUGGCAUGGACAGAAGUAUUUUGUCUCAUCUCACCCCCGAAAAGUUUCAGGAAUUCCAGCGUCUUACCACUCGUGCAAGAGGUAUACUGUGGGUUGUUCGUCACAGAAAAUCGGACCCCCAAUCUCUCGGUUCCAAUAUGGCUAUCGGCUUGGCGCGAACUGUUCGUUCUGAAACGGGCCUACAGUUUGCGACUCUCGACUUGGGAGAGAAGGAGAGUGUCCCCGACGCGGAAGCUGUAACCCACAUGCUGAAGGUAUUUGACAGUAUCUUCUGUCAUAAAUCAAAGCUCAACCAGGGGGAUAUGGAAUUUGUCAUUCGUGACGGGCAUUUGUGCCUGCCUCGCUUGCUUGACAACCAUGUUCUCAACUCGAGCGUCCAACUCGAGACAGAUGAUGCUCCUCCACAGAUGCAGCCAUUCAAGCAAGACAGAGCACUCCGACUUACUGCUGGACAGGGUCGUGUGCUAGAUGAGCUGCAUUUCACUGAUGACACCUCGCGAGAUGUGCCGCUCCCGGAUGAUUAUAUCGAGAUUAGGAUCCAUGCCACUGGACUUAACUUCAGAGAUGUAUUGAUGGCUAUGGGCCAGCUUCGUGGCGAUAAGCUUGGUCAAGAGUGCAGUGGAAUAGUGUCCAAGGUCGGAGCCGCUGUAAGAGAUUUCAGCGUAGGAGAUCGAGUGAGUGCUAUGUCUCCAGGAUCGCUUUCAACGUUCACGCGUUGCCAUUUUACAUCGGCGUGGGUCAUUCCGUAUGAUAUGCCAUGGCAGAUUGCAGCAUCAAUUCCUGCAGUAUUCACAACGGCUUUCUAUUCCCUCAUUGAACUGGGACGGUUGACCGAAAGCGAGAGUGUUCUUAUUCAUGCGGCCGCUGGUGGAGUAGGACAAGCAUCCAUCAUCAUCGCUCAGAAGAUUGGUGCCAAGAUAUUUGCAACCGUUGGAAGUGUCGAGAAGAAGAACUUCCUCAUGAAGACCUAUGGUCUGAAGGAGGAACAGAUCUUCUAUAGCCGUGACCUUUCAUUUUCUCGAGGCAUUCUCGAUGCUACUGGUGGAGAGGGCGUGGAUGUUGCCUUGAACUCGCUCAGUGGAGAUGCUUUGCAAGCCACCUUCGAAUGUGUUGCUCCAUUCGGACGAUUCAUUGAGCUGGGCAAGCGCGAUAUUAGCCAGAACUCCCGACUCGAAAUGGCUCACUUCAACCAAAAUCUUACCUUUUCCUCCGUGGAUCUGGGCGUUGUGAGAGAGAAGAAUCCCAAACUGACAAGGAAGCUGAUGCGCGAGGCGUUUUACACUUUUGCCAGUACAAAUGCCCAGUCGCGCUGGCCUAUCACCGUGAUGCCAAUUUCUGAAGUCGAGAAGGGAUUGCGAGCUCUACAGGGUGGCCAGGUUAUUGGAAAGUUGGUUGUCGAAAUGACAGAUGAUGCCAAGGUCAAGGUUCACCCGGCAAGAAAGGAAGAGAAACUACUUCGUGCUGACGGUACUUAUAUUGUUGUGGGAGGUACUAGCGGUAUUGGACUUGAUCUCGCCAGCUGGAUGCCCCAAAAAGGAGCGAAGCACAUUGUCCUUGCCUCCAGAAGUGGUGCUUCUACUGAGGCCGCUCAGAAGGCAAUUCAAGAUCUCACCCGUCAGGGCGUUACUGUGGAAGUGUGCCGAUGUGACAUCUCUAACCCACAAAGUGUCGAACAAAACAUGAUACCAAUACUGAGCCGACUACCUACUGUUCGCGGUGUUGUCUAUGGCGCGAUGGUUCUUCGGGACACGCUCUUCGAAAAGCUUACGCACGAGGAUUUUGAGGCUGUCAUGAAGCCCAGAGUCCAUGGAAUUUGGAACUUGCAAAACACGUUGCAGAGUGCCAAUGUGAAAGCCAGUCUAGACUUCUUCAUCACACUGUCUUCUGCAGCCAGUUUUGUUGGAAAUCUCGGCCAGUCACCAUAUGCCGCCAGUGGAACUUACAUGGCCGCAUUAGCUGCCUACCCCCAGGUUGCAGGCAUUCCGUGCACAACGAUCGAUCUCCCAGUCGUACGUGGUGUCGGGUAUCUAUCUGACGAUGCCAAGCGCGAGCUUAUCACGGCUUCAUUGGGCACAGAAUCCAUAGAUGCAACUAACAUCCGAGGUCUCGUCGCUGCAGCAAUGCGAAAUGAAAUGCUGGAGACCUGCGAAGGCCACUGUGUUGUCGGUUUUGACGGUGUCAAAAAACAACCUGUCUCCGAGCAGCCAUUCUGGAUUCAAGACGUCAAACUUGCACAACUUCUCCGUUUAUCCACACUGGCGGGAUCUGGUGGCCCAACUGACGGAGGUGCAUCCAACGAUCAGGUAUCCCCAGCAACGGCCCUUCGCCAGUGUCAAAGUCGCGAAGCUGCUGAGGCUAUCGUGGUCACUGCCCUGGCGGAGAAGAUCUCCAGCAUCCUCAUGCGACCUCUGGAGGAGCUGGACCCCGCCGCCCCGAUUACAGUGUACGGAUUGGAUUCACUUGUGGCGAUUGAGAUCAGAAACUGGAUUACGCGAGAAUUUGAAUCGAGCAUGCAGGUCCUUGAAAUUCUUGCUGGUGAUUCUUUACCCGCUCUUGCUGAGCAUAUUCUGAGGAAGUCGGGAACUCUUGCCCCCAAGGUGAAAACGGAGUGGGGACUUGAUGUUCCAGAGUCACGGGCCGCCUAG
Messenger RNA from Penicillium longicatenatum, 7671 nucleotides. Its product is annotated as type I polyketide synthase. NCBI's taxonomy places the organism in Eukaryota, Fungi, Ascomycota, Eurotiomycetes, Eurotiales, Aspergillaceae. The record is from RefSeq and is a predicted model, not a curated record. Bases 1 to 7671 code for a protein of 2556 amino acids. Gene Ontology annotation, molecular function: fatty acid synthase activity; oxidoreductase activity; 3-oxoacyl-[acyl-carrier-protein] synthase activity. Gene Ontology annotation, biological process: secondary metabolite biosynthetic process; fatty acid biosynthetic process. The transcript has 6 exons.